AGGAAACCGACUGACGAGGACAAGGACGCAACGGCGAAGGACUUGGCAGAUUGGAAGAAGUAUGACACCCACUGUCAAAAAGUCAUCAUACAGACGGUAGAUAAGAAGGUGCUGGUGCACCUGAUGACUUGCGGCUCGGCGCACAAAAUGUGGAGUGUGAUCCUGAACCGUUUUGAUCAAGACACAGAGGAAUACAGGUGCAAGCUGUUGGAAGACUUCUUCAACUUUAAAUAUGAAAGAGGUGACGAUAUCAUGACGCAUGUAAGUAAAAUUGAAAAUCUGUACACAAAUCUGAGUGCAGUCAAUGGUAAAAUCUCUGAAGAAAUGCUUCAGACGAAGAUAAUUUCCACCUUACCCCCAAGUCUGAGUAUUGUUUCGACUUCUUGGGAUUCAACCGAUAAAAAUAAAAAGACCUUAACGAACUUGAAGUCCAGAUUGUUGAUAGAGGAAUUAAGGCGUAAAGGAAACAAUAAAGAGGAGCCAGUUGCUUACAACACUUACGAAGGAUCUAGUUCCUCAAGUAAAAAUAAAAGUGAUAGAUCCUGCGUUUUUUGUAAAAAAUCAAACCUGAUUACUGUAGAAAGAAGAAAAAUAAAAAUAAAAAUGGGGAAAAACCAAACCAAAUAAUUGAUAAGUUUUGUAACAUUUGCAAAACAAUGAACAGUCAUGUUUACAGUAAGUGUUCCUUUCGUGAAAAAAAUAAAACUAGGAAAAGCGAAGCAGCGGUAGUGGUUUUCAUGGGCAUUGAAAGUCACCCUAAUAGUAACAUGUCGGAUUUUUGGGUAAUAGACUUGGGGGCUUCAAAACACUCAAUUAAUGACAAAAAUCUAUUUUUCACACUAGAGUUAGGUGAUGUUGAGAUUUCAGUCGCAAAAGAAAAUGUUAACAUGAA
Molecule: messenger RNA, 892 nt
Organism: Bemisia tabaci
Lineage: Eukaryota; Metazoa; Arthropoda; Insecta; Hemiptera; Aleyrodidae
Source: RefSeq, a predicted model, not a curated record